AAAGUAAACAAACGACUUUUAAACGCCCGCAGCUACCGAGAGCUUUUUAAAAAAAACAUUUCCUAUUUAUAUAUCUCUGACGUGCUAUUGCGUCCUUGAACUGAUUCCCGAAUACCAAGUUUGGUUCACCCUUCUUUUGACCGUAGAGCGUAAAAACGUAGUAACCCUCCCUCCAGCCUUUGUUUGUAUCCCACCAAAAAUGUUGUGAUAUCUACAUAACGGACGAGGCGUUCAUAUCAGAUUCUUCUUGCAUCAACUUAAGAACCAUGACGGAAAAGGCACUCGUUAGCAAAAUAGUGAAGUGCAGUAUACAAUAUGAUGACCAUAUUCCUGAAGUCUCCCUAAGCCAAUAUCUCUUACAUGAGAUGAGCAAAUGGAAAAAUUGUGUUGCCAUAGUUAGUGUCAGCACCAAGGAGGAGUUCACUUAUGGAGAUUUAAUCCAUGAUGUUAAUUGUCUGGCUGCGGGUCUCCAAGCUUCAGGACUUGUCAAGCGUGGUCAGUGUGUUGCCAUGGCACUACCUAAUUCAAUUGAAUUUGUAGUUACACUGCUAGCUGUAAGCCAAGUUGGGGCAUUCAUUUCACUGAUUAACCCUGCCUAUACUCCCCGAGAGCUCAAGCAUGUUUCUAGCAUAAACAAUGCUGGUUUGUGGAUUUGCACACCGGAAUUCGUUCCAUUACUAUCCCAACUUGACAAAACAGAUUACAAAACUCUCCUCGUCGAUAGUUCAAAUAAAGAACGUUCGCAGUGGCAUUCAAUUCUCAAGUCUGGUGAGUCCAGGGCGUUCCAAUCAGUCUCCGUUAAUGUCUUUGAAGACCUUGCCACUAUGCCAUUUUCCAGCGGGACGACGGGCUUGCCUAAGGGAGUCAUGCUCACCCAUCACAACCUCGUGACUGCAUUGUGUAACUUCAAGGCGUGGUGUCCGUACACCCAGAAAGAUAUCAAUCUGGGUUUGUUGCCAAUGUUUCAUCAAUACGGUUGCCUCAUGGUCCUCACCACUCUUGCGGUUGGAGCCAAAGCCGUCAUUCUUCGCAAAUUUAGCUUCCCCGACAUGCUACAUGCCAUUCAAGAUUACAAGGUAACCAUGAUACCUUUAGUGCCUCCCGUAGCUCUGCUCUUGUCCAAGCAUCCCUCCGCGGACAAAUUUGAUCUUUCUUCCGUGAGAGGAAUCGUUAGCUCAGCGGCACCUUUAAGCCUUGACAUAAUCAACACGAUCAUUAGCAAGUAUAAAUGGGAAGUCUUGCAAGGCUAUGGUAUGACCGAAUGUACUCUUGCUUCCCACUUCACGCCCCCCGGACAGCGAAAGUAUGGAAGUGUCGGCCAGAUCAUGCCUUUUUUCGAAGGGAAGAUUGCUGAUCCAAAUACCGGAGUGGAUUUGGGCGUCAAGGAAGUGGGUGAAAUUUGCGUUCGAGGUUUCAUGGUGAUGAAGGGCUACCGCGGUAAUCCGGGUGCCACCGCCGCCAUGAUCGACUCCAACAAUUGGCUUCACACUGGCGACAUUGGUUACUACGAUGAAGAAGGUUUCUUCUAUGUCGUGGAUCGGCUCAAAGAACUCAUCAAAUACAAAGGCAUGCAAAUCGCCCCCUCAGAACUGGAACAUUUGUUGCUAACACAUGAAGAGGUGGCGGACGCCGCUGUCAUCGGCAUUCCAGAUGAGUUCGCCGGUGAGCUACCGAGAGCCUACGUCGUCAAACGACCCGGUUCAACCGUAUCCGAAUCGGACAUUAUUCGUUUCGUAGAAGAACAAGUUGCUCCGUUCAAAAGACUCCGAGGAGGCGUCAUCUUUAUCGACGCCAUCCCCAAACUUUUGAGUGGAAAGAUUUUGCGCCGAGAACUCAGGGCUCUCUCAUCCAAAUUGUAACAACACACAACAUAUUACAGACUUUAAACUAAAAAUCUCGGUGUUUGCGAUUGUUGGUUAUCUAAUGAUAACUUAAUGGUACGCGUUUUAUCAGGUCAUGUCUUUACUAUUUAGAUGUUUUAUUUUCUCUUAUUGAUAUUGAAUAGUUUAAGCAAAUAAAUGAAGGUUAAACUUC
Daphnia pulicaria is the source of this 2034-nucleotide messenger RNA. Its product is annotated as 4-coumarate--CoA ligase 1-like. Bases 267 to 1859 code for a protein of 530 amino acids. The record is from RefSeq and is a predicted model, not a curated record. The transcript has 8 exons. NCBI's taxonomy places the organism in Eukaryota, Metazoa, Arthropoda, Branchiopoda, Diplostraca, Daphniidae. Gene Ontology annotation, molecular function: CoA-ligase activity.